This is a messenger RNA of Postia placenta MAD-698-R-SB12, 1371 nucleotides long. RefSeq lists its product as hypothetical. Gene Ontology annotation, molecular function: protein binding. The transcript has 9 exons. Bases 1 to 1371 code for a protein of 456 amino acids. Gene Ontology annotation, cellular component: small-subunit processome; nucleolus. Lineage: Eukaryota; Fungi; Basidiomycota; Agaricomycetes; Polyporales; Adustoporiaceae. The record is from RefSeq and is a predicted model, not a curated record. Gene Ontology annotation, biological process: maturation of SSU-rRNA from tricistronic rRNA transcript (SSU-rRNA, 5.8S rRNA, LSU-rRNA).
AUGGUCAAAAUAUCAGUGCUACAGCACGCGCCGGCCGCGCAUCUACCUCAGCGACCAGGAGACCCCACACCAACUUCUCGCAAUUUGGACCCCCUCAUGCAUCCGUUUGCGCGUGCGCGGGAACGUAUGCGAGCUCUCAAUGCAGCCAAAAUGGAGCGUAUGUUUGCGAAGCCAUUCGUAGCGGGACUGGAGGGACAUGUUGAUGCUGUGGAGACAAUGGCUCGUAAACCGGAGAGCCUUGACAUGGUCGCAAGUGGGAGCUGGGACGGAGGGCUGAUUCUACACGAUAUCUCACGCCGCACCCGAGUCUUGCAUGUGGAUGGUGCACAUCAAGGCAAAGUGUCGGGGGUCUGCUUCGCAGAUAGUGACAGGCUACUGAGUUGCGGCGUUGACCGCAAUGUCAAACUAUGGAACAUCCGGUCAUCAUCAGAUGACGACCAAAACGAGGCUGGACCCUCAUCGGGUCAGAAACCCCUUAGCGUCUUUCCAGGAAAGACUGCUUUUAACUCGAUAGAUCACCAUCGGUCUGACCCGCUCUUUGCUACUGCCUCCAACAUCGUCCAGGUAUGGGACGAAACAAAGAGCGCCCCCAUCUCAAACCUCACCUUCCCGACUUCCACGGAAACCAUCUCAGCCGUGCGCUUCAACCUGUCCGAGUCCUCUGUCCUCGCGAGCAUAGGCUCAGACAGGACAUUCACGUUGUAUGACAUACGAACAGGCAAGGCGGAGCGCCGGGUGGUCAUGCAGAUGCGUAGCAACUCGCUUGCAUGGUCGCCGACGUUUCCAACGUUGCUUUUGCUUGCCUCUGAAGACCAUAACCUAUAUACGUUCGAUAUUCGCGCCCUCAAAACGCCUUCACAAAUAUACAAGGCACAUGUCGCGGCCGUAAUGAGCUGUGACUGGAGUCCCACCGGCACCGAGCUAGUGAGCGGUGGUUGGGAUCGAACUAUUCGAAUAUGGAAAGAAGGUGUCGGUACAGCGCCUGAGGUGUACCACACCAAGCGCAUGCAGAGGGUCACGUCAACCAUCUACACAGCUGAUGCUCGCUACGUACUGUCCGGGUCGGACGAUGGCAAUGUGCGGAUAUGGAAAGCACACGCGUCAGAGAAGCUGGGCAUUGUCACUGCGCGUGAGCGUGCCGCGAUCGAGUACCGGGACACACUCAAGGAGCGAUGGAAGAUGGACGCGCAAGUAGGGAAGGUGUCACGGAGCCGACACAUCCCGAAACCAGUUUACAAGGCCGCGCAGCUUAAGCGCACCAUGUUGGAGGCUCGGCAGGUCAAAGAGGAGCGCAGGCGAAAGCAUACCAGGGCAGGAGAGACGAAGCCAAAAGCAGAGCGGAAGAAGGUCGUCGUUGCAGAGCAGACGUAG